This is a messenger RNA of Gordionus sp. m RMFG-2023, 1881 nucleotides long. RefSeq lists its product as uncharacterized. The record is from RefSeq and is a predicted model, not a curated record. Lineage: Eukaryota; Metazoa; Nematomorpha; Gordioida; Chordodea; Parachordodidae. Bases 571 to 1320 code for a protein of 249 amino acids. The transcript has 7 exons.
AUAUCUUUCAAAAACCAUUGUUUAAUUUUCAAUUAUUCAAACCAUCAUUUUUUUUCUUCAUAAAUAAAAAUAUAAUAAAAAAUUAUAUAAUAUUUAUUCAUGCUGAAAUUUGGAAAUUGUAAUAAAUCGAUCAUUCUAUUUUCCCUGUGUAUUUUAUAUCUGUACGGAAGUCGCCUUUUAUGUGACGGAGCUAAUAUUGCCAUUGCGACCUCGUCUUCGCCCAAGACCAUGACAAGGAAAGUUUAUGUCUUAUGUAUGGAGACGUGUCGAAAAUAUUGUGAAAACGGAUUUGAAAAAGAUAUCGGAGGAUGUUUUAAAUGCAAAUGUCGAAUUCUUGAUUGAAGCUUUAUGACAUUUUGUUUGUUUAAUUUCGCUAAAAAUAUUUGUUAUUCAUUUAUUAGAAUAAAUAAAUAUUAUUUAUUAAAUUAAUUUAAAAAAAUAUAGAAUUUAUUGUAAAUGUGUGUUUUGAAGGAAAAAUAAAUAAAAUUUGAAAUUGUAUAUAAUAUAUAAAAAAAAAUUUUACCUAGAGGGAGGAGUUAAAUAAAUUAAAUAAAAAGCAGACGAUUUAUAAUGGAUAUCGAAAUAUUUAAAUUUUGGAAUAUAGAAAAAUACGCUUUUCUUAAUGUCGUUAGUGAUGAUAUUUCUUCGCAUUCGAACGGUAAAGAAGAAUGGAAAAUAAUUAACGACGAAAACAACUUGCAAAUGCACAUAUUAAAAUCUGGUUAUCUUAUGAUCAAAAAUAAGGAACAAAUCCUAGAAAAUUAUUGUCUAUUUAACGCCAAACAAUUCUUGACAGGAUAUGUGAAAGGUGACAGUGUAUUGUUCACUUACAAGUUUCAAAAUUUAGUCAGAUCCUUCCGUGUAAAAUUCAAGGAAGUGAACGUAAAUUCUGCGGCGCCAGACAAAUCGGUGGUUUCUUGCAAAACCUUUAUCAACCACGUGAAAAAGUUUAUAGAGAUAAACUACGUCGAUAAAGAUGGAAAUGUCGUUCCCAAAAAUAAGGAGCCAGUUAUGCUCAUAAACGGGAAAGAUAUGGCGAAUACUAUCAAAUGCUCAAAAAAUGGAACCAAAAUUUCUGAGAAUCAGUUAAUGGAGUCAAUGACGAUACACAAAAUAGCCGAAUUAUUACUAACAAGACAAUCUAAUGAAAGUGAUAAUAGUACAAAGAAGGAAUUAGGUAACCCCGCGACAGCGAAUAAUAACGACGAUAAAACUUUGAUAAGAAUGAUGGCGUUAUAUCUGUCUGAUCCCACAUUUUUUAGCAUGGUUCAGAAUAUCGAAUCGAUUUUAAAUACUAAGAAAUUUUUAGAUUACCUAUAAAUCUAUAUUUUGUAUAAUAUGAAAUGAUUAAAAUUAUAAUAGAUUAUUUUGUUUUUCAUAUCUAUACAAAUGUAAAAAAUCAAAAUGAUUAUUGCGUUUGUGAAGUUGGUUUUAACGGUAUAAAUUGUAUAUUAUUUAUAUUUAAAUGAUGUCUAAUUUUGAAAAUUAUAAAAUCUGUAAUAAUUAUUUUUAAUUUGAGCCCUUAAUCUAUAUUUAAUUUUAUCUAAACUAGCUAACACGCAGGAAUUCCUAUACCCUAACCCCUCUUCCCAAGCCAAUAACGAUAUCAACCUCCCUAACACUUACCAACCAAUUUUUCUUUUUUCAUUCAUUUAUCCCAAGCUUCCACUACUCUUCAAUUUUUUCCUAAUGUCCAUAGUGUCUUCACAUCUCCCAUCUCUUCAAUUUCGAUGGCAAUUUUGCGUCUUACCCUUAGCCCCCAUUCCAACCAUCCCCGUGGCAGAAAUUACUAUUAGUGGUGAUUGCUAUAUAAGGGCUAGGGAGUUUAUAAAAAUGACCAAUUAUUUUUCAAAUCGCUUUUUAUGAAUAUAAAAUUCUUUA